AUGGCAAGAUCAGAUAGUACUACUUCAAGUGAAGAAAGUGAUGAUCAAGAAGAAUCUAUAGUAACCAAUAAGAGAUCUUAUGAUUGCACAUUUUGUAAAAGAGGUUUCACUAAUGCAAGAGCAUUAGGAGGCCACAUGAAUAUUCAUAGAAAAGAGAGAAACAAUUAUAAAGCCAAACAAGGCACACCAAAUAACUCCUCACCUUUUGUUCCAGGUGUUUCAAACCAAGCCUCAACAUAUUAUAAUUGCUGCAUUUUGGAGCCUCCUAUGAACUAUGACAUGUAUAUUCAACCAUCAAUAACCAACCCUAGUAAUUCUCCACCUACUUUUCAAUAUGAUUUUCUUAACACAAACUCACAAUCUUUGUUAGGAAACAAUUUGAGUCUCCAAAUUGGUUCAGGUCAUCAUGAGGGUAACGAUCAUGUUUGGAGAGGAAUGGAGAAAGAUGGUGAAGGGGUGGACCUAGAGCUUAGGCUUGGUCAUGAUUCAUACUCAAACUACUAA
Vicia villosa (hairy vetch) is the source of this 504-nucleotide messenger RNA. Its product is annotated as transcriptional regulator TAC1-like. Lineage: Eukaryota; Viridiplantae; Streptophyta; Magnoliopsida; Fabales; Fabaceae. The record is from RefSeq and is a predicted model, not a curated record. The transcript has a single exon. The coding region runs from base 1 to 504 and encodes 167 amino acids.